GCGGUUCUUCUGCUCUGCCCCGCGCCGGAGAAGCCAUGAAGACCAUCAUCGCCGCCUACUCUGGAGCCCUGCGAGGGAGGGGUUCCAGCGUCCUUUCGGCCCUUCAAGACCUGUCCUGGCUCUCCAAGUCCAAAGUUGAGAAACAGCUGCAGAUUAUAUCCGUGCUGCAAUGGAUACUGACCUUCCUGUUCCUGGGUGUAAGUUGCUCAAUCGUUCUCUUGUACUUCCUUUGUACCGACUGCUGGGUGAUCACGGUGGUGUAUUUUGCCUGGCUGGUCUUUGACUGGAACACUCCCGUGAAAGGUGGAAGGAGGUCUCAGUGGGUCCGAAACUGGGCCAUGUGGCGGUAUUUCCGGGACUACUUUCCCAUACGACUUUUCAAAACCCACAACUUAUUGACCACUCGGAAUUACAUUUUGGGCUACCACCCGCAUGGCAUCUUUGGACUCGGGGCCUUUUGCAACUUCAGCACGGAAGCCACGGGCGUGGGCCAGAAGUUUCCCGGGAUCCGGCUGCACCUCGCCACGCUCGCUGGCAACUUCCGAUUGCCCAUUUUGAGGGACUACUUGAUGUCUGGGGGUAUCUGCCCCGUGAACCGCGACAGCAUAGACUACAUCCUUUCCAAAAAGGGCACCGGGAAUGCCGUUGUGAUCGUAGUUGGUGGGGCCGCCGAAUCUCUCAACUGUGUCCCAGGCAAAAACUCUGUGACUCUGAAGAACCGGAAGGGUUUUGUCAGGCUGGCAUUACGACACGGGGCGGAUCUCGUUCCCAUCUAUUCGUUCGGCGAGAACGAAGUUUACAAGCAGGUGGUCUUUGAGGAAGGCUCGUGGGGCAAAUGGAUUCAGAAGAAGUUCCAGAAGUACGUCGGCUUCGCCCCCUGCUUCUUCCUCGGACGGAGCCUCUUCUCCUCUAACACCUGGGGCUUGCUGCCCUUCUCCAAGCCGAUCAACACCGUAGUGGGGGAGCCGAUCACCAUUCCGAAAAUCGAAAACCCGAGCCAGAAGGAAGUAGACUUUUAUCACAGCCUCUACGUCAGCUCCCUGAGGAAGCUCUUCGACAAGCACAAGACGAAAUUCGGCCUGCUGGAGGCGGACGUCUUGGAAGUCAACUGACGGCAAGAGGAGCUGUCCCGCUGACUUGCGUGGGAAUGGGGGAAGAGGCGAACUUGCUCUCGCAUCAAAGACGCUUUUCUGCCGGAGGGGGAGUGGCUUGUUUCCUGGUCUGGGAAUCCGGGACGUGAGCCUUGACAAUGGGGGGGGGUGAGCUUUAGAAGGACAAAAAAACCAAAACAAAAGUUGUCUAAA
Molecule: messenger RNA, 1304 nt
Organism: Heteronotia binoei (common prickly gecko)
Lineage: Eukaryota; Metazoa; Chordata; Lepidosauria; Squamata; Gekkonidae
Product: diacylglycerol O-acyltransferase 2-like
Exons: 8
Coding region: 36-1112 (358 amino acids)
Biological process (GO): triglyceride biosynthetic process
Cellular component (GO): endoplasmic reticulum membrane
Molecular function (GO): diacylglycerol O-acyltransferase activity
Source: RefSeq, a predicted model, not a curated record